Molecule: messenger RNA, 1802 nt
Organism: Lytechinus pictus (painted urchin)
Lineage: Eukaryota; Metazoa; Echinodermata; Echinoidea; Temnopleuroida; Toxopneustidae
Exons: 4
Coding region: 242-853 (203 amino acids)
Source: RefSeq, a predicted model, not a curated record
GCUGCUCCUAAUGAUGUGAACCAGGCUAUUCUUGUGUAUUCAUGUGUUUACUGUCAGUAUCAGACAGGUAAACUAAAUAAAUACUUAAGUCAUCUAGAGUACGUCCACCAAACAGAAAGGGGAUUUAGCGUCACAUGUGGGAUAGAAGGUUGCCAAAAGAAGUAUUCCAUUGUUCGCUCACUUUCACGUCACAUAAGAAGGAAUCAUAACAUUAACAUAGGCCAAUGUGUAGCUAUUCAACAUGACAGGCCAAACGAUAGUGAUGGUGAUGAAUCCGAUGAUGGAUACAUGCAUUUGCAGGAAGAUAAUGGCUGAGUUCAAAAGACUGACGGGAAAGGAUGCAAAGAAACUCAUGCAAGAUGGGUUGGACAAAUAUGCAGCUGCCAUUUUGGAAUGUGCAUCAGAGAUGAAUCCUAAAAGGCAGAUGGUGACGGGCAAAAAGCGUGUUGGAGAAAUUGGAGCACUGCUGUUACUCACAUGUAUGCUGCAUGAGAAAAUAGAGCUCCUUCUUUGUCCAAAGGCCAAGGAGUUGGAUCCUGAAGAACCACAACCUCACAUCCACAUUGAAUACAAUGGGAGAAUUGAAGAUGUUUUGGCUGCAACUGGGAGAGUGAAGGAGUUUGCAAUCGUGGCUGAAGGAGAAGUAGUUGCUCAGACAAGUGAAGUCUUGAAGGCUGUGUGCAUUGUGAUGGCAGUACACUAUGUGUUCAAUAUGAGUUACCACCCAAAGCUGAAUGCCUCAUUGACAUUCAUCCAGAAAGUGAUCAUGAAUAUGAAGGAUAGUAGCCCAAACCCAAAGAAGGUUAUCAAAGUUUUGUUUCAGGUGAACUCCAAAUUAAAUGCUGCAGUUUAGCCAGUGAGAGAGUAACAAAAUGGUCAAACCUUUAAAGACCGUAUCGGAAGCGAAAAAUGAAACUGACAAAUUAUACCCCAAUGGAAAGCUUAUAAGCUACAGAAUACCACAAUGCAAGUUUCAUGCAUUUUCACCACUUACCAGCAGAGUAUUUGCUAUAGAAACGCUCAAAUUCGAGAUCUUCGAAAAUCGGCAUUAUUGCUCUCCGUACGGGCCUGAAUUCUCCGACGUCACGUUAUGAGAACGAAGUUGUGAUUACAUGUGUUUGCAUGUAGAAAAGUUUUAUAAUUUUUUGUUUUCCAGAUUACAAAUUUGAAUUUUUUAAACAAUUUGCACAGGAAAAUAACGAAAGUAUUUCGUGCUUUGUUUUCCUCAUAUUUGGCUAUGACUGCUAUGCCAGGCAGAACUUGCACACAAUCUGAAUGCAGAUACAGAUGAAUAGCUACACUAAAUAAGUGGCAAAGGAAUGACCAAAAUAUGGUAUAGAGCUGUAGAUUUCAUCAAUCUAACAGGAAAUACUUUCAAUGUUAUUUUCGUGUGAAGAUCGUUAUAAAAAUUUUGAAUUCGUAAUCUGGAAAACGAAAAAUUAUCGAUUUUUUAUACGUGCAAACGUAUGUAAUCACAACUCCAUUCUCAUAACAUGAUGUCUGAGAAUUCAGGCCUGUAGGGAGAGCAAUAAAACUCAUUUCAAAGAUCUCAAAUACCCUUUUUACACAGGAUUUUCUUAACCCCGGACUAUCGCUAACCCCGUACUAUCCUUAACCCCGUACUAUUUUUUUUCCUUUUCACACAUGCCAAAUUGUUAUCGCCAACCCCGGAUAAGGAAUGCUUGCUUUUCACACACGAAACUCGCUAACCCCGGACUAGUGGUUUUUGUCGAUCAUUCGUAGUACAAGUACUUCACUCGUACCUUUUUACACACGCUAAAAUUUCCUUAACCCCGUACUAU